CGAGGGGAAGCGGAAGCCUGAGCUCUUAGCCGGCGCCCAUGUCCUGCCCCUCGCUUCCCGCAGCGGAGACAGCACCAGCCGUAUCUUUCAGGAAGUGACUUAGGGUAGCAGAAGAAAAGUGGAGGUAUAGAGAACAGUGAUUCAAGAUUUCACUCUGGAUCAGCCAGCUCCAGAAUAAUCCUGAAACUAGGGAGCAGAUGGCAACACUAUCCCCUCAGUUGCUAACUGCGGCAGCUCAGCAGAACCUUAGACCAGGGAGGAAGAAGGGUUUAUCUCCAGCUGCCUCCUUGCACCUGGCUGGGGAGAUCUUAGCUGUAGCUUCUGGAUUGAAACCUGCUCUCCUGUAUGAUUACAAUUCAGUUGGAGUACACAAAAUCGAGAACUACCUUCAGCAGAUCCAGGGCAUCGGCCUGACGAGGCAUCGGCUGCACCUUCUUAAUAUAGCAGACAAUGUUCUGAUACUCAACCUGGAGAAGACGGCACUGUGGCUGGAAAUGCUGUUACUCACAAACAAAGUGCCCUUCAUUGAUGUUUCAGCUUCUAGGACAUGUCCUGGCCAUUGUGAGCCAGAAUACGUAGAAUCUAUAAAAGGCCACAUUGCUGAAAUACUGUCUCAUGUUAAAACACUGCCAAGUAUCACAUCCCAGCCGGUCACUACCAGUGAGAUCUUCUCUGCCGAUUGGAAUCUGUGCACCAUCUUUGGUGUUCUCCUGGGCUACCCAGCUUCCUAUACUUUCACUAAUGAGCAGGGGUUUGACAACUGUUUGUCUCUGACCCCACUGAGAGUUUUUACUGUCCAGGCCUCUUGCUGUAGGAUAAGUAAAGAUCUCCGAGUCCGAAUUUAUUCCUUUAGUGUCCCAGAGAACCUGUAUCUUGCCAUGAAGGAGGCCCUGGAUGCAUGGAGUGGAAAUCUGAAGGACUUAUUUAGUGCACAGAAUGACUUUGCAAACCUCUGUAUCUCAACGGAGGUGGUUUCUCUAGCCGCUGUUGCUUUGUAAAUAUAGUUUCUUCAUUUCUUAUCACAGGCUUGGGGGGUGCCAGGCAUGAAAUCUAGCAGGACACUUAACACUCCCCUGUGGACAAAGGUUCCCCCAGGAAUAGCUUGAAACCACAGCUCUCCCCCACACCUGGAAUUUAGGGCCCAAAGCACUGGAUGUGAAGGGUGAGCAUGUUAGCUGCUGAACCUGUAUUUGCCGUGUCACUGGUACGUUGAACACUUGCCUUUCCUGGAAGUGCACUUUGUGGAUUCAGGCACCCACAGCUGGGUUGCAGGCAGUUCAUGCGGGAUGGAUCCCAAUUGUAGGGUGUUCAACUCCUAGGGUUUGUCAGCACUUAGUGAAGACGCGACCUACGCCGAUGGGAGAGCUGCUCCCUUUAGCCUAGGUACUCCACCUUCCUGAGAGGCUGUAGCUACGGCGACGGGAGAAGCCGUUCUGUCGACAUAGCGCUGUUUACACCAGGAGUUCGGUCGGUAUAAUUGUGUUGCUCAGGGGUUGGGAUUUUCCACUCCCCUGGGUGAUGUAGUUAUUCCAACAUCAGUUCGUAGUGUGGACCAGGGCCUAGUAACCUCACUCACAUGGCACAAUUGAACUCCACCUCAUUCUUCCUUCCAAAUAGGACUGUGGUAAUUCCAUCCCCUGCCCUACCACAUCAACAGCUGCUCCUAAUGCCAGUUUGACUAGAAGAAUGAGCACAGUGAGUCAAGAAGCCAUGGGUUCUAAUCUCAUUUUUUCCUCUGGCUCCAUUGGGGCAAGUGUUUUCUCCCCAUAUGUGCCUCAGUUUCCACAUCUGUAAAAUGGGGAUAUUUACCUCAAACAUUGAGGAUUAAAAAGGGGUCCAUAUUUGUACCGUGCUUUGAACAUGUAAAGUUUGAUAAAUACUAUUACUUAUUGCCUAUGUUAUCUAGUGUAACCCAUCUACUAUAGACUAUGCUUGUGCUCACAGCACAAAUGUGUGUUUGUAUUAAAGAUAUGUGCUGUUGUCAAAGCAACAGAACUCAGCUGUUAAAGGAAUUUCAGUAAGUACCCAGCAUUGACUUGGAUUAACACGGUAUUAACAUUUCACAAUUUUUCUCCCCACACUUAAUUUAAAAAAAUAAAAAAAUCAGCAACCUCUAGUGCUUUGUAUGGAUUGGAGGGUGGCAGGGAGGGGAGAGGAAGAAGCUACAGUAAUCAACUAGGAGGUGAUGAGGAUCUGGACAAGAGCGGAGACAGUCUAGACAGAAAGAAAAG
Molecule: messenger RNA, 2231 nt
Organism: Terrapene triunguis (Three-toed box turtle)
Lineage: Eukaryota; Metazoa; Chordata; Testudines; Emydidae
Gene: CUNH1orf74
Product: chromosome unknown C1orf74 homolog
Exons: 2
Coding region: 198-998 (266 amino acids)
Source: RefSeq, a predicted model, not a curated record